Daktulosphaira vitifoliae (grape phylloxera) is the source of this 1883-nucleotide messenger RNA. RefSeq lists its product as uncharacterized. Lineage: Eukaryota; Metazoa; Arthropoda; Insecta; Hemiptera; Phylloxeridae. The transcript is spliced from 6 exons. The record is from RefSeq and is a predicted model, not a curated record. The coding region runs from base 540 to 1553 and encodes 337 amino acids.
UUAAGAAAUAAAAAAACAAUUAUUGUUUUAAUUAAGAUUUUUUUCUUUGUUAAGCUUACAAUUAAUAUGUAUUCAUAAUUUGUUGAUUGGAUACGUUUCUGAAAAAAUUACUAAUAAGUUCUUAUGUAAUGUUGAAUAUCAACAUAAGAACAUGUUUUUCAUUAGUUCAUGAAAUUAAAAUAAAUAGAAUAUUUGGACUACAAGGUAAAAAAUAUACGGUGCAGCAUUAAGUUGGCAUUACACGCAGGAAGUUUGGACAGAAUGGCGCCUUUUGUAUAAUGUAUAUCCAGAUAUUAUAGAUCGCUAGACUAAAACAUAUUGAGGUUGCGUGUCUUCCAAAAAGUUGUACAAAAAAAGCACAUAUUUGAGUCGCAAAGAAACAAAUUACAUUCUCAAUUAUAUAGAUACAAAAUUUUUCUACAAUUGUAUUCUUUUAACAAUUAUUAUGAUAUACAUUGGACUUUAUUCAAUACGCAUAAGUGGUAUAAGUUUUUAUACAAUUUAUAUUUAGUUGCAAAAAUAAUUAUUGAUCCAAAUACAUGGAUACUGUGACAGUUCAUUAUUGGUCAACUGAAACUAAAAGUUUUGCAAAUAAACAAACGCAUUCAAUUUUACUAGUUGCUGCUUUGAUAUUUUCAAUGAGCACUACGGUUAUGUUGUGUUCAUCGAUAUGGACAGACCAUUGGGAUAGUGUAGAAUGGGAUAUUGAACAAGCAAUUGAAUUGUUAAAAACUCAAAAUCAGUCGAAAACUUGGUUUAAUAAGGUUUACACCGAAUGGAUAGUUAACAAUACUAUAUUAAAAGUUACUAUUACCACUGAAAAAACAACACCAAGAAAUAACGGAGAUGAUUUAUUAGUAUUAGCUAAAUAUAACCACUAUAAAAGCGACUAUGAUUCAAUGAUAAAUGAUUUUGGAGAAACAGUCACAGUCAUAUUAACACCUAUGUAUGGAGGAAUAUGGACACAAUGUAAUGCUCUGACAGAUGGACAAUUUAUACAAUUGCAGGAAGAACUAGUCCACCAACUGGAUUCAAAAUUACCAAAAUGUAUGAAUUAUUUAGCAGAAGAUAAUACUUUAGAAGAACAAGAUUUUCGACCAGACUGGCAUCUCAGAAUGCUAAAAGUAUCAAUAUCUUGUGCAUUAGUUUGUAUAAUUAUUGUCGGAACAGCAUUAUUAAUUGGAUUAUUUUCAAUCCUUCAACAUCAAAUAAGUGCUAUGCUUAUUACAGCAGUUUUAUACAUUUUAGCAUCUACUUUUGGAUUUUUCACACUGGGAAUCAUGUACAAUAAACGUCGCUCAACUAAAAUUUAUGGACACAAAAAUUGUAAUCGAUCUUUAAUAUUAAUUAGUGGUAUGAUAAAAAUAGGAGGAGAUAUGUGCCCUACAUUACGUUUCUGGGAAUAUCUACUCACAUCAAGAAUAUAUUCCCAUAGUUGGAGUAUGAGUUUAGGAUGGAUUGCAGUAUUUUUUUGUAUAAUAACAAGUUUUUUAUGGAUACUACUAUCUAAAAAUAUGAAGAAUGCACCUGCUAACAUGAUUUUUAUCAACUAAAAUAAUAUAUAAAUAUAAGUAAUAAUGAAUAUUAGGGUUCGUCAAUGAUAUAUUUUUGGAUAUUGAUGAUAUCGUACCUAAUUUCAGCGAUAUUAUAUCGCAAUACCUAAAAAAUAAUUAUUCCCGAUAUUGCGAUAAAUCGAUAUUAAAAAUAAUAAUUAUUUUAAUAUAAUUAAAUUAUUUAAUUUACUAUUUAAAUGUUUUCACCUAAAAUUUUUAUUUUCAAUAAUACCAUUAAAUUAAAUCGUAAUUUUUUUUAUGAAAAUCAGACUAUAUUUUUCCAACCAAAUCAGAUAAUGAUAUUAAUAUAAAAAUAUGUCAUAACGAUAA